Molecule: messenger RNA, 1395 nt
Organism: Aaosphaeria arxii CBS 175.79
Lineage: Eukaryota; Fungi; Ascomycota; Dothideomycetes; Pleosporales
Product: ClpP/crotonase
Exons: 2
Coding region: 1-1395 (464 amino acids)
Biological process (GO): L-valine catabolic process
Cellular component (GO): mitochondrion
Molecular function (GO): 3-hydroxyisobutyryl-CoA hydrolase activity
Source: RefSeq, a predicted model, not a curated record
AUGCCAUUGCGAUCGAAAAUCACAAAUCCUGUUUGGACCGCAGGCAGUAGAAUGUAUUCAACGCCCACCGAGAACCCCUUCCAGCCUCAACCGGACGACGACCCAGAUGAUGUUGUCUUUGCCAACAACUAUGGCGUGCGAAGCAUUGAGCUCAACAGGCCGAAGAAGCUCAAUUCGCUGAAUGGUUCCAUGGUCCGCAAAAUCAUACCGAGGAUGCAAGAGUGGGAGCAGUCAGAUCUGGCAGGCGUGGUGGUGAUCAAGGGACAAGGCCGUGCAUUCUGUGCAGGUGGUGAUGUCGCCGCUUUGGCUCAAUGGAACAAGACUGGAAAGGAGGGACAACAGAAGUCUACCGAUUACUUUGGCCUUGAAUAUAAGCUGGACCACCUCAUUGCAACGUACAACAAGCCAUAUGUGGCAUUGAUGGAUGGUAUUACCAUGGGCGGGGGUGUCGGGCUCAGCAUUCACGCACCUUUCAGAAUAGCCACCGAGAACACCCUAUUCGCAAUGCCAGAGACGACAAUUGGAUUCUUCCCAGAUGUUGGCGCAUCCUUCUUCUUGCCGCGCAUGGAGGGCGCCAUCGGCACCUAUCUUGCCCUUACCAGUGAGCAACUCAGAGGUGUCGAUGCCUUCUAUCACGGCGUGGCGACCCACUACAUCCACUCGUCCACUCUUCCUCAGCUCGAGUCACGUUUGGCAGAAUUACAGUUCCAGGACUACCUCGACUUGAGUGCACGGAACCGAAUCAUCAACGAUACGAUUGAGGAGUUCAGCACUGGACUCCCCAGCGAACGCCCCGCUAUCUCUGGUGAACUAAGGACAACAAUCGACCGCGUUUUCCACCACGAUCAACCUGACAUUCACGCCAUUUUGACUUCUCUCGAGGAAGUCAAGGCAAAUGGAUCCUCGCAGCCCUUGAGAAAGUGGGCCGAGCGCACAAUUGAGACACUUCACACUCGGUCUCCCAUAGCCGUGGCCGUAACGCUACAGCAAAUGCGCCUCGGUCAAUCGUGGUCGAUCAAGCAGACAUUCCAACGCGAGCACGAUAUUGCUGCAAAGUUCAUGGCCCACCCAGAUUUUGUCGAGGGUGUGACAGCACGAUUGAUUGAACGCAAGAAGGAACGACCGAACUGGCAACCGAACACGCUCAAGGAUGUCAAGCAGAAGGAUGUAGACGCUUUCUUCAAGCAAACGAGCGAGCUACCCCUUCUUCGUAGCGGUCCAGACUACAAACAGUACCCGCACGCUUGGAUUGGAUUGCCCAGGGAAAGUGAGAUUCUAGGAGAGGCCUCAAAGAAGAAGUCCAAUGAGGUUGUCGAGUUCCUACUUGAGAAGUACGGCGGAAAGCAGGGUGUCCGGGAGAAGAUUGCGGAGGUCUUGGAAAGAAAUGGAUUGUAG